AUGGCUACCAUGACAGCUGUGAUGGAGCUAGGCGUUGCCAUCCGCCUGGCCGAUCACGAGCAAUGGACGGGUGUUAUUGUUCAUGCGCGACAUGUUAUCGUUGGCACUGACACGGAGCUUCGAGUUGGUGUCAUCAGAAUCGGUGGCCUAGGUGCACUAACGGUGCAGUUCCUAAAAGCGUUCGGCCACCAGGUCGUCGCUAUCGACAAUCGACAAGAAGGCCUCGAUCUCUCCACCGAACUCCCCCUGAAAGCCGAUCUAGUCGUCCAUCGAGACUCCGAAACAGCUGUCCAGGAGGUCAUGCGAUUGUCAGAGAACAAGGGCCUUGCGGCUGUGGUCAUUUUCUCGGUCUGCCGACGGACGCGUUGA
This is a messenger RNA of Aspergillus glaucus CBS 516.65, 369 nucleotides long. RefSeq lists its product as uncharacterized. The coding region runs from base 1 to 369 and encodes 122 amino acids. NCBI's taxonomy places the organism in Eukaryota, Fungi, Ascomycota, Eurotiomycetes, Eurotiales, Aspergillaceae. The transcript is spliced from 2 exons. The record is from RefSeq and is a predicted model, not a curated record.